UAUUAGAGCGCCCGGGUACGAGGCUGAUAGAAAGGCCCUGGGUUUGAGGUACUCUGGGACGAGAUUGCGACCUUGCGGCCGAGAAUGCCGUCGUAAUCCUCGACUCUCAUGUUCCAUGCCACAGUGAUAGGAAGAAAAUAACAGUUUACCAAAUCACAUUGAAGAGUUAAAAUUGUGAAAUAGCAAAACGUCUUUGAAAAGUAACUCAAGAUGACAGCUUCUGUAAUUGCCAGAGGUUUUUCAAGAGCACCCUGGUACAAGACCAUUAUGAUGUGUCGACCGACGUUUUUCGAUGUCAAACACCGUCUUUUGAACGCCCACAUGGAAAUGAAAAUUGAAGUGAAGAAGAGUUUAGCGCAGACCCAGUGGGAGAAUGCGCACAGCGCCUUGCUGGCGAAUAAUAUCAAAGUUGAACUGCUAGAGCCGCAACCAGACCUCCCCGAUAUGGUCUUCACCGCAAAUGCGGGCAUCAUUCACGGCAAUAAAGCAGUGGUGUCGAGCUUCGGAGCCGUCCCGCGUCAGCCUGAGACGCAGCACCAUAUACCGUUCUUCAAAGAACGAGGUUUUGAGGUGAUAAACCCGCUUGACGACGGAGUUGAAAUUGAAGGCUGUGGUGAUUUUAUGCCAACGCAUGACGAGGAAAACUUCUUUGUGGCGUACGGAUUUCGCAGUUCUUUCAAAGCAUAUGCGUACCUCAAAGAUGUCCUUUCAAUCCCAAAAGAUCGUCUUCAUCACAUGAAGCUGAUGGAUCCGUAUUUUUAUCAUAUUGACACGGCGUUGAUGAGCCUCACCCGUGGACAUAUGAUGUAUUACCCUGGGGCGUUCGACAAAGAAUCCGAGCGCAAAAUAUUAGACGUCGGUGGGGAUAAAACAAUCGCAAUUGGACAGGAAGACGCAAUGUAUUUUGCAUGUAAUUCGGUCAAUUUCGAAGAAAAUGGACAACAUGUUAUUGUUGGAAAUAAGUUCACUGAUGCUCUUCGAGGUAAAUUGACGGACUUUGGGUAUAAGGUAAUCCAGAUACCUUACGAUCAAUUCUUAUUGGCUGGUGGAAGUAUUCGAUGCUCUGUAUUGGAUAUUGGCAAGCCUGAACACGCCUGAAUACUGGUUAUGAGGUACAUUUGUGAAAAUAUCACAUGAAAAGGAAAUAUCAUAUGAAAAGGAAAUAUCAUAUGAAAAGGAUGAAAGAGCAAUGUUUCGGAAGUUGGAACUUAUCAUGUGCUAAACCAUG
Molecule: messenger RNA, 1228 nt
Organism: Dendronephthya gigantea
Lineage: Eukaryota; Metazoa; Cnidaria; Anthozoa; Malacalcyonacea; Nephtheidae
Product: N(G),N(G)-dimethylarginine dimethylaminohydrolase-like
Exons: 2
Coding region: 211-1098 (295 amino acids)
Source: RefSeq, a predicted model, not a curated record